Messenger RNA from Callorhinchus milii (elephant shark), 5131 nucleotides. It is a transcript of the gene tbl1xr1a, whose product is annotated as tbl1x receptor 1a. The coding region runs from base 288 to 1832 and encodes 514 amino acids. Gene Ontology annotation, molecular function: transcription corepressor activity; protein binding. The record is from RefSeq and is a predicted model, not a curated record. Gene Ontology annotation, biological process: regulation of transcription by RNA polymerase II. Lineage: Eukaryota; Metazoa; Chordata; Chondrichthyes; Chimaeriformes; Callorhinchidae. Gene Ontology annotation, cellular component: histone deacetylase complex. The transcript is spliced from 16 exons.
CCCCCCACACCCCCUCUCCCCCCGCGGAUCAUCCAGAGGUUUCGAUGGUGUUUUCGCGGCCCCGGAGCUGCUGUGAGGGAGAGGCCCGGAGCCGCCAUCACCACAGCCACACCGCUGUGUUACUUGCCCAGUGACCUAAAGUGACCUUGCUCUUCCUUGUCGUGUAGUCUGCCGUUAAUCUGUCUUUAACAAGAAGUUGCCCAAGGGAAGUGCCUCAGAAUGUGUCAUUAGACGAUUCAUCAAAGGCUUACCCUCGAGUGACCUCAUGGUUUUGAGUGGGACCAAAGAUGAGUAUAAGCAGUGAUGAGGUCAACUUCCUGGUAUAUAGAUAUUUACAGGAGUCUGGUUUUUCACAUUCAGCGUUCACAUUUGGUAUAGAAAGUCACAUCAGUCAAUCCAAUAUAAAUGGUGCCCUGGUGCCUCCAGCAGCUCUGAUCUCCAUCAUACAGAAAGGUUUACAAUAUGUGGAGGCUGAAGUCAGCAUCAAUGAGGAUGGCACACUGUUUGACGGGAGGCCGAUUGAAUCGCUCUCUUUAAUUGAUGCUGUAAUGCCUGAUGUGGUGCAGACGAGACAACAAGCGUACAGGGAUAAGCUACAACAGCAGCAAGCUGCUACAGCUGCCCCCACUGUUACAGCAGUCAAUCAACAAGGAGCAGCGAAGAACGGGGAGAAUACUGCAAACGGAGAGGAGAAUGGUGGACACACAGUCACCAAUAACCAUACAGACAUGAUGGAAGUUGACAUUGAUGUGGAAAUUCCACCCAACAAAGCUAUGGUUUUGCGUGGCCACGAAUCAGAAGUCUUCAUAUGUGCGUGGAAUCCUGUCAGUGAUCUCUUGGCAUCUGGAUCUGGAGAUUCGACAGCUCGCAUCUGGAAUCUGAGUGAAAACAGCACUGGUGGCCCCACCCAACUCGUACUCAGACACUGCAUCAGAGAAGGAGGGCAAGAUGUACCGAGCAACAAAGAUGUUACGUCUUUAGAUUGGAAUAGUGAAGGCACACUUCUAGCAACAGGGUCUUAUGAUGGGUUUGCAAGGAUAUGGACAAAAGAUGGUAACCUUGCCAGUACGUUGGGUCAACAUAAAGGGCCGAUAUUUGCAUUAAAAUGGAAUAAAAAAGGAAACUUUAUCCUUAGUGCGGGAGUGGACAAGACGACAAUUAUUUGGGAUGCACAUACUGGAGAGGCCAAACAGCAAUUCCCCUUCCACUCGGCCCCGGCCCUAGAUGUUGACUGGCAAACCAACAACACGUUUGCUUCUUGCAGUACAGACAUGUGUAUCCAUGUCUGUAAAUUAGGUGCGGACAGGCCCAUCAAGACAUUCCAGGGACACACGAAUGAAGUGAAUGCAAUCAAGUGGGAUCCAACUGGGAAUCUACUUGCAUCCUGUUCUGAUGACAUGACCUUAAAGAUCUGGAGUAUGAAGCAAGAUACGUGUGUCCAUGAUUUACAAGCGCACAACAAGGAAAUAUACACCAUUAAGUGGAGUCCAACAGGACCUGGUACUAACAAUCCUAACGCCAACCUUAUGCUAGCAAGUGCAUCAUUUGACUCCACUGUGCGGCUAUGGGAUGUGGACCGAGGUAUCUGUAUCCACACUUUGACCAAACACCAGGAACCUGUGUACAGUGUAGCGUUUAGUCCGGAUGGCAGAUAUCUGGCUAGUGGUUCUUUUGACAAGUGUGUUCACAUCUGGAACACGCAGACAGGUGCUCUUGUCCAUAGCUACAGGGGAACAGGAGGGAUCUUUGAAGUGUGCUGGAAUGCAGCAGGGGAUAAAGUGGGUGCGAGUGCAUCAGAUGGUUCAGUUUGUGUGUUAGAUCUGCGGAAAUAACGCUGCUAGCUGGAAGCCAUGGACCGACUAUGAAUGUGUACAUAGCCAAAAUGACUGUCCCUGCCCCAUGUACUGCUACAGUCUCACUUGAACCAUGGCCAGUCCACUACAGCCAAAACAGUCCAGAAAGCAGAGCCCAGGAUGGGACAACUGAGCCCUGAUGUGAAAAACACCCCGGACUGCUUAAUGCUGGGAGCUCCACCUCACAAAGAAAAUUCAACCUUUCCUGAAGAUUUAAAAUAACUUUAAGACUUCACACACACACAAGACCAUAUGUGUACCAGAAGCGCAAGGUAGCGGAGGACAAAAUAUCUUUUUUUGGUCCAGAGUCAAUGUAGAACGAAUUAUCUUGUCGGCAGUUCAGCAGAUUUGUGUGCACAUAUCAGCUUCUUUAAAUCAGCAGCAAAUAGUUUGUUCCCUUGUUUUAAACAUUGUUUUUACCACUUUAGUUUACAGUUGCAUGAAGUAGGAGAGUGACUGUUCCUUCUUUUCUUGCUCUUCCCCACCCACCCCCCCAGCCCGCCCGUCCCAUCUUACAUUUACAGAACACACAAUUAGAACAAACUUUUUUUUAUGGAUACAGUGAGUAAGAUAACCGUGUGUUUGGUAUGAUUUUUUGGGGGGUACAUUUUCUUAAUCACAAAGUUCAAUAUGUGGGAAAACAUCGAACCAACCGCUCCAAAACUUGAAUUAAAAUUAGUUUUCAUUGUACAUCAGUCAUAGAUAAACAAGCGUGGUUUUACAGGUGAUGUGGCAAAAAAAUUAGUAGUUUUUCAAUGGGGACAUGAUUCUGCCGAUUUAUAAUAAGUGAACAAAUGGGCACAAGGACAGAGAAUCGCUGCAGGACUGGAUGGACGCUCCUCUUUGCUUUAAGACCAUAGUUUGCGUAUGGUUGGAUUUGUGCACUAUUGUUAGAGCAGCUUAUAUAGAAUUUUGAAAAAUAACUUCUGGACACAAGAUUUUUGCUGUUCUACUUUCUUUGGUAGAGCUACAAGCAUCAAUUUCAGUAUUCCAGUAUUAAUGACUGAUAUCUCGUAAGCAAAGGUUUUAAAUCCUAUCCCAGUGCAAUGAGAUACCACCCCCUCACCCCCACCCCUGCCGUUAGGCAGAAAUCAUGCAGGCAUAUAUUUUAUGUUGAUGCUAAGGCAAGAGUUGACUUGCUUUUAAAACCUAAUUUCCUCAGACAUGGGUUCAUCUCAGCUCAGCUCUCUGACACACUUGCACUUCCUGUGUGCAGUGAAGGACAGGUGUUAAACUUGCAAUAGCUUUUUUUUUAGAAUAAAGUAUGUUAUUCUAUAAAGUAUAGAAUAUCUGGGCUUUUAAACCUCAGGGGACCCUUCUUCAGACAGUGAAGUGGCUAAAUAUUUCUGCUAAAAGAAACUCGAUUACUUUUUCACAUGAAGAAAAGAUGUUUGAGGUUUCAAAUUCGUGGAUGUAAUGCAUUAUAUAAAGUCAGUUUAACAAAGGUAUUCUUCUGCUUCCCAUGUCCCAUACAGUAACAGGUUACAGGAACAAGGUUGUUGCAAUUAUUUCAUAUCAUCACCUGGGCUCUUAUUUUGACACUUGGAAAGAAAAUUUUUGUAACAAAAGUAAUGGUUUUGUUGUUGGAAGACGAUUUUGCCUCGACAGUGUCAUUCAAGUGAAGUCAUUUGGGACGGCUUCCAGAUAACGUUCUGUAAACCAAGAACUACUACAGACACAGGUUUCCCUUCCCCAUGGAUAUCCUUCUGGACCAGUAAGAUCAGAAUGGCUUUUAGACAUCUAUUAUGGCCUUUCUGGUAUGUGUAGAUAGGCGAAUAAUUGAACAGGUUUGUCUUGUCUCACUUAUAAAUGGAAACCCAUCAGUUGUUUAUGAUCCUAUACGAGUAGGUUUCACCAUAUCCCGGUGACAGGCUUUAUCAUUCUCAAAAUGUUACCCUUUCUUGCUAAGUUUGUUGUGAAGUUGACCUUAAAGUAACGAGUCCUCUCCUAUAUAAAAACUGAUGCAGUUAACAUGUACACUGACUGCAUUGCUGGUGGAUGUUUGCAGUGGGUGGCGUAAGGUUUGCAGGAGAAGGGUUUGUUGCCCAGUAUUUUCUGGCUGGGUUGCAAGAAAAUAAAUGCUGACGUUUUAUUUUUAGUAGCAGUGAGUCCUUAGGCUCCUGCAAACCAUUGUACCUUUGGUGGGGUGUCCAGUCCUGGAGAAAACAAGACCAGAACGAUGUUUUACAGACAACAGCGGCAGAGUUGCUGUUCUCUUGAUGUGGCUGGUGUCCUGCCAUUUUUUAUUUUUAUUUUAAAUUGCCAGAGUGAUGUUGAGGUGGCCUUUACCUGAUUUCAUUUUGUGCGUCAUGAAUGGUUGGGAGUUACCACUGCUAGGCUUAAGGGCAGGCGGGUACCCAUGGAAAAACAUUGGGCAGUGUUUGAACUGCCCGUGUGUGAGAACGGGGGGGGGGGGAAUUAUCUGAGAUGGUAAUUGUUGUUUCACAUCAGCCAGAUAUGACCUGGAUAAUUCCACACUUCUGCUGAUCAGCAGGUUUGUUCCUAAUCACUUUACUGGUGGUAAGUGCACAUAGACUUUGACGAUCAGAGGCUCUUGCUCAUAUCUUCUGCUGGGACUUUGGGACUGAGAACUGAACAGAAACCAUUGUGAUGACAAUUUUAAAAAAAUAGAUUUUUUUUGAACUACCUGAAGUGAGAGUAAUUAAAAACUGUCGUCCUUUCCCUUUGUUUAAACCAAUAUUGAUUGGAUAUACAUCACUGACGUAACUGUUGCUCACCUGUUCGAUUGCAAGUGCUGUGUUUAUUUCGGAGGGGCUGCAAAUGAAACCGGAGAGUUGGAGCGAGUGAAGUGUUUAGGUUGGUGAACACGGCGUUUGGUGCAUUCAGUGCUGCGGGAGAUCGAUCGCACACCAACUCUCUAAGCACUGGAUUUAACAUGUUUGCAUCAUUUCUACAGUUCUCACAAAUUAAGAUUUAAAAAAAAUUGUGAACCUGUAAACCAGGCCAUGAAAGGUUUUUUUCUACUCUUUGAACUCUAUUGUUCUGUUUUAUUUGUACCUGUUUUAAAAAAAAACUGAUUUUGAUGUACCAUGCUGUCCUGGACCAUGUAAAUAUCAUCUGAUAAUGUAUUUGGGUUCCACAUCACAUUAAUGAUUUGCCCUUGGCCCUCGCCCUCCCCUUCCAUCACCUCCCCCCCCACACGUAUGACCACCAAGGCACAUCCUCUGUUGCAGCUUCCCUUUGCAUUGUACUGAUCUGACGACCAUAAUUUGCAUCAGAUCUGAAAGAGGUCCAGAAUAAAAUAUAUUUUGAUAUUA